UGGAUGUUCAACAAUCCAAUGUUUCUUUACAUGUUAAUCUUCUUGGCGUAUCGCAGCAGCAGACGGAUACCACAGAAACAGAGGUUAAAACUUCAAAUAGUGAAUGCAGUGUUCACAGUAAUUGUUCUGGUCCCUCAGCUCUACGUGAUGGGAAGUCCCAAAUCCUCAAGAUACUGCCGGCAGCCUCUUCUGAACAACCUAUCGGCCUCUGUUGCCUUGUCCCUCGUUGCUUCAGGAUUUUCGGUGGCAUUCACAUUGAUAGACCCAGCUCCUCAAAGUUUUUGGGCCUUUUAUCAUGUGUUCGGGCUGUUUUCAUGUGGACAUGGAUUAUGCACUGCCAUUCUAACUCUCACUGCAGCAUCAUGUGCUAAAACCACUCCAGAGCUGUACUACGUAUCCCUAACUCUUACAGUCGCCUCUAUUUUCAGUGCAGGUUUCUUCAUGGUGAGAGGAGGAUUGCAGUUAACCAACAGGCGGUCUGUGACUGAGACGAGCGGAAACAACGAGGGCUAAAACGGUCCAGCUGUCCCCACACCGACACCUAAUACUGCACGUUUAAACUAUUCAUGAGGUUUCUGUACCAGCAGCAGCUGCUCUCUAUAAACCAUGAAGAAAAGCAGCGAGUUCAUCCAUCUCACGUUUUAUAAGCUUCCUGCAGAAAAGCAGAUGUUUUGUCCAGUGUACCAUUUCAUGAAGCCAUUGAUCCAAGUAGGCUAAUGAAUAUGUAGUUUACACAUUAGAGUAAACUAUAUAUUGUAUAACA
This is a messenger RNA of Cololabis saira (Pacific saury), 763 nucleotides long. RefSeq lists its product as uncharacterized. Bases 4 to 513 code for a protein of 169 amino acids. The record is from RefSeq and is a predicted model, not a curated record. Lineage: Eukaryota; Metazoa; Chordata; Actinopteri; Beloniformes; Belonidae. The transcript has 6 exons.